Zea mays is the source of this 1768-nucleotide messenger RNA. Its product is annotated as probable magnesium transporter NIPA6. The record is from RefSeq and is a predicted model, not a curated record. Lineage: Eukaryota; Viridiplantae; Streptophyta; Magnoliopsida; Poales; Poaceae. Gene Ontology annotation, cellular component: membrane. Gene Ontology annotation, biological process: magnesium ion transport. The transcript has 9 exons. Gene Ontology annotation, molecular function: magnesium ion transmembrane transporter activity. Bases 424 to 1470 code for a protein of 348 amino acids.
AGCAGGGGAGGGUCAAGGUGUGGACGUGUCACGUGCGUGUUGGCCUGGUGUGGGGGCCCGCCCGUGCGCGCUUACUGGCCUUCCCCCUCUAUCGCGGAAGGAGCCCGUGCCAACCAGGCAGGCAGCCAGGCACCCAAUCAACGGACGGCCAGCCGGCAGCCGUCGUAGCGGGAGCCGGGAGAAUAGUAAAGGACAAAUCAGACGAGGAGGAGCGUGGAGCGGGGACAGCCUGCGCUGCGCUGCCUUGCUCCGGCCGGCCGGCCCCCCACCUUAGCCCUUGUCCCGGUUCCCUCCUCCACCAUUCAAAUCUCCUGGCUUCGUUUCAGUUCGAUUUGAAGCGGGGCGGCAGAGGAGGCAGGGGGAUUGGGUCCGGGGACGACAUUUGGCGGCAUCAACCACACAGCACAGGCACAGCGCAGCACCAUGACGAUGGAGGGGGCGGUUUCCGACAACACCAAGGGCCUGGCGCUCGCCGUCGCCUCCAGCGCCUUCAUCGGCGCCAGCUUCAUCCUCAAGAAGAUCGGCCUCCUGCGAGCAGCCAAGUGCGGCGACCGCGCAGGUGGCGGAGGACACACUUACCUCUCCGAGCCUCUAUGGUGGGCGGGAAUGACCACAAUGCUGCUUGGGGAGGUCGCAAACUUCAUUGCUUACAUAUUUGCGCCGGCUGUACUCGUGACUCCACUUGGGGCGUUAAGCAUAAUCGUAAGUUCAGUGUUGGCGCACUUUGUGCUCAAGGAGCGGCUUGAGAAGCUCGGGGUCCUUGGCUGUGUGUCGUGCAUAGUAGGUUCAGUUGUUGUUGUCAUGCAUGCUCCUGAAGAGCAUAUGCCUAACUCUGUCAAGGAAAUCUGGAACCUAGCUACUCAACCAGGGUUUCUAGCAUAUGUGGUGACAGCAUUGUUACUUGUGGGAGCGCUAGUACUCUUCUUUGAACCUCGAUACGGUCAGACUAACAUCCUGAUAUAUCUGGGUAUCUGCUCUUCAAUGGGAUCGCUAACGGUCGUUAGCAUCAAAGCCAUUGGUGUUGCCAUAAAGCUUACGUUGGAUGGGGUGAAUCAGGCUGCUUAUCCAUACACAUGGCUUUUUCUUAUGGUUGCAAUUGUUUGUGGGGUUUCUCAAAUAAAUUACCUGAACAAGGCAUUGGAUACCUUUAAUCUGGCUAUUGUCUCUCCUAUAUAUUAUGUAAUGUUUACUACCCUUACAAUAGUGGCAAGUGGAAUUAUGUUUAAGGACUGGGCUGGUCAAAGCUUAAGUAGUAUUGCUUCUGAAUUAUGCGGCCUGAUAACCAUCCUUUCUGGGACAAUUUUGUUGCACACAGCAGAGGAGGGAGCCAACAAUUCUGCAGCUUUGUUGCCUUGGCCUUUGGAUAAAGGGUCUAUAUCAUGGUGUAUCAACUUAAGCAGUGACAAUCUUCUAAAGAAUGUCGAAGAGGACUACUUCACAGCUCUGCAAAGUUCACCUGCCCCAGUAUAAUGAAGAAACUGAUAAAUAUCUAAAAGGGAACAUGCAAAUCAAGGUGUAAAUCUUAACAGUGCCAGAAAUCUGGCAGUUUUGGGUGAGGAGAUUCUACCUGCCAUUUUUCGGUUUGUACAUAGGAGCCUGUAACAUUUGUGGUUUUUUUUAUAUGGGCCAGGAUAGAACUUCUCCAUUGUUUGUUCAAGGCAAGCAGAAUUAUCGCCUGCAUGUUGUAUUUUGUAUAAAUGUUCAUCCUUUAACUAAAACUCAGAAGUGAAGAUUGAUAUAUCUAGCUGCUGUGUUCUACGUUCUCGAA